CCGCCCAGCGGGACCGAGCGCGCCCUGUGGCACCGACGCUGUUUGCAGCCCAAAGCCAAAGCGCAGCCCCAGCCCAGCUGGGCUGGAGCCUUGAGCUGCAUCCCAGCCAGGAGCGGGACAUCAGCCUGUCCUGGGCUGGGCUGGGCCAGAGGGAAUGGCCGACAAGCCGGUCGGGGGCACUCCUGCUCGGCAAAGACAAAGCACCCGUGGCAUUGCUUUUGCUCAGGGACCUGCGGGCACUUGGCAGGUGACGCAGAGGAUGGGCAAGGCGCUGUGUGCCCGUGCUGCUUUAGGCUGGACGGAACCCAUUCUCCUUUCCGUGAACGCUCCUUUCAGUUACGUUUCUUCCUCAGAACUGCCCGUUCUGAACUUGGCCACGUUUCGUCAGGCAGCGUCUCUCCCGGAACUGAUCACGCUCGGUGUUCAGAGCUGCUCCUAAGGCACCGGCAAGAACGGUGUGCAGAAAGGGCGCUGCUUUUCUCUCUCCCACCAGACCGCGAGGGCGCUGCUCAGCUGCCGCUGUUCCGCCGGUGAGAGGGCGGAAAAGGGCCGCGCCUGCGGGGAGGAGCGGACAGCACAGAUGGCGGUGACGUUCGAGGACGUGGCCCUCUACUUCUCCCCCGAGGAGUGGGCAGAGCUGGCGGGCUGGCAGCGGCGGCUCUACCGGGAGGUGAUGCUGGACAACUGCGAGCUGGUGGCCUCGCUGGGCUGGGCCGCCGUCAAGCCCGAGAUCAUCUGCAAGCUGGAGCGAGAAGAGGCGCCGUGCGUGCCAGACCCCCCCGGGGUGCGGCGGGGGCAGCAGAGCCCUGGGCCAGCAGCUGAUGAUGUCCAGGCGCAGCAGGAGGCCGAGUCUGUCCAUGAGCAGAUUCCGGCCCCCGCUGCCCUGCUCCCGGGGGUGCACGAGCCGGGUGGGAUGCAGGGAGGCCCAUCAGGGCAGCCCCUCCUGGAACCCCGGCCACUGGAGCAGAAUUCCACCACGUGCUCUGAGUGCGACAAGAGCUUCAAGCACCGGGCAGCGCUGGCCGUGCACAUGCGGAGCCACAGGGGCGAGCGGCCCUUCAGCUGCACCGACUGCGGCAAGAGCUUCAACCGCAAAGAUCAACUGCUGAGCCACCAGCGCGUCCACACUGGGGAGAAGCCCUUUGCCUGCAGCCACUGUGGCAAGAGCUUCAGGGAGAAGAUCAACUUGAUCAUCCACCAGCACAUCCACACUGGGGAGCGCCCCUUUGCUUGUGCCCACUGCCCCAAGCCCUUCAUGAGCAAGAGGAAUCUCACCAACCACCAGUGUGUCCACAGCAGGGAGAAGCCCUUCACCUGCAGUGAGUGCGGCAAGAGCUUCAGCUGGAAGAGCAACCUGUACAGGCACCAGCGCAUCCAGGGCCAUAAGAGACCUUCAGCUGCCCCGAGUGACAUUCAGGGGACAGGCUAACAAGGGGCACUGCUGGGGGUGUUGAGCACAGGCCACCUGGUCAGGAGGAGGAAGCUGAGGAGGCUUCCUACAGCCAGCUGGAAGUGGCCUCAUGGUCACAUGCCCUGGGUCUAUGGGAUUGGUACUAAUUGGUACUAAUGAAACAUUACUAAGGCAUGUAGCCACUGCAUAUUAA
This is a messenger RNA of Columba livia (rock pigeon), 1604 nucleotides long. RefSeq names its product zinc finger protein 773-like. Gene Ontology annotation, biological process: regulation of DNA-templated transcription. The record is from RefSeq and is a predicted model, not a curated record. The coding region runs from base 581 to 1429 and encodes 282 amino acids. The transcript is spliced from 4 exons. NCBI's taxonomy places the organism in Eukaryota, Metazoa, Chordata, Aves, Columbiformes, Columbidae.